AUGACUGCUCCUCCCCCCAGAGGCGUUUACACCCCACUCCCAACAUUUUUCAAAAAUGACAAGAAUUAUUCCUUGGACCUCGACACCCAAAUGCGGCACUUGGACUAUAUUCACAACUCAGGAGUAUCUGGAGUUUUAGUUGGAGGCUCCAACGGUGAGGCUGUCCACUUGGAAAGAGAAGAACGAUACACCAUUGUAGAAGCAGUGAGAAAAAGAGUUCCUGACAAGAAUUUCAAGGUGUUGGCAGGUAUUGUCGGCGUGUCCAUUAAAGAGAUUGUGAGAGACAUUAAUGAGGUACGCAAAUUGGGUGCUGACUAUGCUGUUUUGUUGGUUCCUGGGUACUUUGGCACUACGUUGACAAAGCAACAGGGAAUAAUCGACUGGUUUGUUUCUAUAGCUGAUCAGAGCACCCUUCCUCUCAUUAUCUACAAUUAUCCGGGAGUGCAAAACGGAAUCGAUCUUACCUUCGACUCAUACUUGACUUUAGCCAAACAUCCUAAUAUUGUUGCCUGCAAGUUGACUCAUUACAACUUCCCACUUUAUACAUUGUUGGGUCAAAGUCUGGAGAUAAAAGCUAGUAAUUUCAGGGUUUUGGCGGGUGUAGGUCAAGUGUUUGUUCCUGCUCUCUCAGUUGGAAUUGAGGGUUGUAUUGAUGGUUUGUCCAACAUUUUCCCCAAGGCCAUGGUCAAGAUCUAUACUGACUUUGAGGCUGGGAAGCUUGCUGAGUCCCUGAAGUUGCAAGGCUUGGUGACUUCGGUUAAUGAAAUGACUGCUGUGUUGAACAUUUUGGGGUUGAAGUACGGGCUCAAGCAUAAAUUGGGAUUUGGAGAUCUUGUGUACGGGAGACCUCCAUUAGCCCAGGAGAUCGACGUGGCCGUCUGGAACAAGUAUCUUCCAGUGUUCAAUCAGUUGCUCGAGAUAGAAAAGAGUUUAUAG
This is a messenger RNA of Yamadazyma tenuis ATCC 10573, 936 nucleotides long. Its product is annotated as dihydrodipicolinate synthase family protein. NCBI's taxonomy places the organism in Eukaryota, Fungi, Ascomycota, Pichiomycetes, Serinales, Debaryomycetaceae. Gene Ontology annotation, molecular function: 4-hydroxy-tetrahydrodipicolinate synthase activity. The record is from RefSeq and is a predicted model, not a curated record.